Molecule: messenger RNA, 4647 nt
Organism: Cloeon dipterum
Lineage: Eukaryota; Metazoa; Arthropoda; Insecta; Ephemeroptera; Baetidae
Gene: Sur-8
Product: Sur-8
Exons: 13
Coding region: 240-2201 (653 amino acids)
Biological process (GO): signal transduction
Molecular function (GO): protein binding
Source: RefSeq, a predicted model, not a curated record
UGACACACGACGGAGGGCACGGAGAGCGAGUGCAGCGACACGACACAGGCGAGAAGGCAAGCAGCAGCGCGGGUCGUGUCUCAAUCGCUGUGAGCCGAUCGACGCGCCGAAAGCAGCUGCGACGAGCCCUUUGGCAGGUGUUAUGCUGCAGCGGACACGCCUGUAGCGCCCGCACACCCUGAUCUCUCAUCGGCGGAGCUAGGACAGCUAGCUCGUUGGGCACCCUAUGGAGCCGUACCAUGAAAAGGGUGGUGACCAAGUCGCAUAGCACCGAGAGCAGCACGGCGGCCGCAGAACGACUCGCAGACUACAAGGGCGGCGACCCGGCGGCGGCGGCAACCACCACCACCAACUCGCUCACCUUUGCCUCGUUCAACAACCUUGCACUGGGCCCCAACAGCGACAUAGGGGGCUCCUCGGCCCACCCUCAGAGGGGCAGUCCCAGCUCAGGCUCGCCGGACAACACCGAGCCUCCAGGCCCAGCCCCCGGGGUCCUUCUCCCCAGUUUCGAAAUGCCUGAGGCGGCCGUCGUGGCUGAGCUCCAGCAGAGCUCGUCGCCUGUGGUCAACAAAGACCACCUUAAGGAAAAAAAGCUCUCCUCUGCUUCUUUGGGUGGCACUUCCGAAGGCACGCGACCAAAAGUUGUGACUGUGAAACACCCUGAGUCAAACAAACCAAAGCCAACUGUAAAGAAAAACAAACCCAUCCAGGCUGAUUUGGAUGUGGCCAAGGAGUUUAUCAAGUGCCGAGAAGAGGGCUCUAGGAGACUUGAUUUGAGCAAGUCAAGUAUAACUCAUCUUCCGAACAGCGUCCGCGAUCUCACUCACCUGACCGAGUUCUACCUGUAUGGAAACAAACUGUCGACACUGCCUUUGGAAAUCGGCUGUCUGGUAAACCUGCAAACGCUGGCCUUGAGUGAAAACUCUCUCACCUCCCUGCCCGAAACUCUGGUUAAUCUUAAGUUUCUCCGUGUGCUUGAUCUCAGACACAACAAACUAAGUGAGAUUCCUGAUGUCGUCUACAGUCUGACAUCCCUGACUACUCUAUUCCUACGCUUCAAUAGAGUCAAAUUUGUUGGUGAUGAAAUUCGGAAUUUAAAGCAUUUGACGAUGCUCAGUCUCCGUGAGAAUAAAAUCAAAGAAUUGCCAGCUGGCAUCGGGCGAUUGGUGAACCUUGUGACUUUUGAUGUGUCACACAACCAUCUGGAGCAUUUGCCCACUGAGAUCGGCAACUGCGUCCAAUUGCUGACACUUGAUCUCCAACACAACGAAUUGCUCGACAUUCCUGACUCGAUCGGAAACCUCAAAGCCCUUACCAGACUUGGUUUAAGGUACAACCGUCUCACCGCAAUUCCUAAGUCACUGAGCAACUGCACCAUGAUGGACGAGUUCAAUGUGGAGGGCAACGCCAUUUCCCACCUGCCAGAGGGCCUGCUGUCCAGCCUGAACAACCUGACCAGCAUCACCCUCUCGAGGAACUCGUUCAACUCCUACCCGGCAGGCGGGCCGGCUCAGUUCAUCAACGUGCAUUCUAUCAACCUUGAGCACAACACUAUAGACAAGAUCCCAUAUGCUAUUUUUUCAAGAGCAAAAAAUCUAGCCAAACUGAACAUGAAAGAGAAUCAGUUGACCGCUUUGCCAUUAGACAUUGGCACGUGGUUAAGCAUGGUUGAGCUCAAUUUAGGUACUAAUCAGUUAAGUAAGAUCCCUGACGAUAUACAAUGUCUUCAGAGCUUAGAAGUCCUCAUUUUAUCAAACAACUUGCUGAAGCGCAUUCCUUCAAGCAUUGGUAAUCUGCGGAAGUUGCGGGUUUUGGACUUGGAGGAGAACAAACUGGAAACCCUGCCUAACGAGAUUGGUUUCUUGCGCGAUCUGCAAAAACUAGUGGUUCAAUCAAAUCAACUGCAAAGCCUUCCACGUGCCAUUGGUCACCUGACAAAUCUGACUUACCUCAGUGUGGGCGAGAACUGCCUGGCUUUCCUGCCAGAAGAGAUUGGCACACUGGAAAACCUUGAGUCUCUCUACAUAAACGACAACCCCAACCUGCACAACCUGCCUUUUGAGCUGGCUUUGUGCACAAACCUGCAGAUCAUGAGCAUCGAGAAUUGCCCUCUCACUCAAAUUCCGACUGAGAUUGUGGCUGGCGGCCCCUCACUUGUUAUACAGUUUCUGAAGAUGCAGGGACCAUAUCGUUCGAUGUAAGCUUGUGCUUGGUGCCACCUGCGGUGCUCGGCGCAAUCGGCUGGUUGGCUGGUGGCCACUGCGAGUCAAUACUAACAAGAGCCGCCUCGGCCGACCAUCGAUGGCUGGCUGAGGUGCAGCUUUGGUCAGCUAGUUGGCUUUUGUUCCAAACUCUACAGUAGUAGCUUUAAGAAUGCGUCAUGUUGGUGAUAUGAUGUACAUAAUUGAAAUUAUUCAGUAUUCCGUGUGCUAAAGCAGCGAUUCCUUUGUUCACUUGAUUCGCAAUUUGUUUCUUUGGCUUCAAGACAUAGUUGGAAUUGAUGCCCUCGUUACUGCAGAAAAGCCGGUAUUUUUCUGGAGUAAGUUAGCUUCCCAGAUUUUUCAAUCCACUAGUUCUACACGAAACAGAUACAAAAUCUUUCUUUACUCUUUACUAUUCAAUUAUUCUUUGAACAAAAUCUAGAAUCUUCGCGAAAAUCUUUUAAGACUAGACUGGAAAAAUUAAGAUUUCUGCACACUGUCAGUGUGGCCGGGUUUGUUGUGAGCCCCAACUGCGUCUGAUUUUGGCUGAAAUGAGGAUUUUAGUUGCGUAAAGACAAGAAUUCACCUCUUCACCAAAUGUUACAUGAAUAUUUAAAAAGAGUCCUGAGUGUAAUACGGAAAACGAGGUUUAGGUCCAAGAAAUUGUGAGAUUUUGCUGCUGCUAAGGGGAAACACUGAAACACGUUCAUUGUUGAUGCCACAUUUUAAAUAUAAAGAAAGGACUAUGACUUCUUAGUUCCGCGAUUGUGUGAUACAGAGAAAUCUUUGGCCGACGACAGGAAGUAAGAGAAAAAUUACUGCAGCUUAAAGUAUUCAAAAGUUUGCGCAGAGGGGAAAAGAAGAAAUAAAUGUGCUGUGUCAUGAUACAUAAUAUGAUUAUGCGAAAAUAUUGAGAGAAAAAAUGAAUCAUGUAUAACGUAGUCCAUUAUACUAUCAUGGAAAUGUGCAUGGCCUGAUACACGUCAUUAAUAGUUUAUGAAUAAUUCAGCUUUCCUUGUGAUUCAUCGAUGCAUUUAAGCCUAAAUUUUAUUUCCACGCUCUUGUGAUCUGUAUUUGAUUUUAUUGAUCCACAAAAGACUUUAUCUUUACAUGUACAUUAGGAGAGACAUUCAUUUUUCUGAGUUUAUUCCUAAAGCGUAUAUUGUAUACACAUUAUAUUAUCGUUCUAGAGGCAUCUUUUUUGUGCUGAGCUUUGUUGUGAUCAUUUCAAUUGUGGUGGCCAGUGUAAAUGGAGACAUUGAAUCAGUAGAGGUCAUAUUAAAACUAAACUUCAAACACAGAUAUGGCCUAAAAGUCAAAGUAAAAAAUAUAGUGCAUGGGAUUUAAAAUGACGACACUGAAAACAUCAACGCAGUGAUCUUUCUUGUGAAUAAGCAUACGUGGCAAAGAUGUAAUAUGAAAAAUGCACAAAAAUACAAGUACAAUACUACGAGAAUUAUAAAAUUAUGUGUGGUGUUAAAUACAACAAUAGUUAAUGAUGAAAAUUAUGCGACGCAAAACGAAAAGUGUGUUUACUAUUAUCCUCUUCUAAAUUUGUGCUCAAUUCAUGCGCAUCAAAUUGUCAAGGUUGACAGUAUUAUCUCUCGCGGUUUAUUAUUCAAGUAAGCGACAAAAAUGUCUUCACUAAUACUCAAUUGACCCCUUUGUGAAAAUAAUGUUGAAAGUAACUAAAUACAGGUGUGCGCUCUGUAUUGCCAUUAAUGCGGGUAUAAUAUAUUAAAGGUUGAACAAAAUCUUUUUAAUUGGCACAAAAAAAUUGUCACGGACACAGAAAAUAUUUUGUAAUCGAUGCCAAGGAUGAAAACCAUCUCAUUGCUUGAGAAAAUGAACUAAUGCAUAUUAUUAGCACUAAAUACCUUUGAAAAUUCCCAUUUGCCAACAAACUUGUCUGAGAGUUGAGUUUCUUUCAAAGGUGCUUUUACAUGUUGUAUCCUCUCUAACACGGCUCAAGGAAAUGCGAAUCCGACCCGAAGUUUGUUCUCUCGCUCUCUCUCACUCUAUCUAUCUCACUAAAAAUGGUAUUUUCUACGGAUGGCCGAACUUGAUCUGCGAUCGAGGAGCGAAUGGAAAUGAUUAUUUGCUCUGAUCUCUGCGCAUUAAUGGGUGUUACGUGUCCAUGAUCAAUUCUUUCGCAGCGCCUUUUGUCUUGGAAGGUGCACACUUGAGCAAGAAAACAAGCUAUUAUCCAAAAAUCGGUUCUGCUGACGUGCGAAUUGAACUGUGUGAGGAACGCGAGCGUCGGUUGGUUCAAACAGAAUUCGUAAAAAAAAAUCGACGCAAUUCGUUUUGGACUGUUUGGCAUUCUGUUGAGUCAUACACAUUAUAUGUUGGGGGUUGGUUGUGAGUGAAAAUUUGUUUUGUAUGUGUGACGAUCGAGAUGUGAACAUUUGUUGUUGUGUAUAAAUAAAACUAUCAUGGACUCCCA